CCACAACACCCACCCCACCACAGCCCACGCGGCGCAUUUCCUUCCAAUUCGUUCUUUGCAUUACCGCAAUCGCGCAAAAAGCGCAAAACAACGCGCAAUGGCAGAUAUUAUCGAACGCGACGACGCCACAGUCAUCCCGGCGCGUAGGCCGCGGCGGUCGCGCCUUCCUGCGCCUCUGCGAGUGCCCAUCCUCGUAGUGCUCAAUCUGGGCAUCAACACACUAUUGUGGCAGACUGCAGCAAACUUUCUACCACCUGAGCUUGGUUACGUCAGCAAGGUACCCGCCGACGACGAUGUCUACAGCCUGUACAGCCCGGUCGCGCGCCUCAUGACAAAGAUCUUGACCAUCUAUGCCACCUGGGCGGUCGGGUACGACUUCUACGAUGUUUCGGCCUUGACACUCCUCACCAACGCGCCCUACGCGUAUCUCUUGUCCACCUACUACCAGAUCUCCACCCUCACGGUCGCAGCGCACAUGAUCAUCGAGAUCCUCUCGAUUGCCAUCCCCACCUACCUUCUGCGCCCCAGGGCACCCGCCCACCGCGCCAGCGUACCCCUGCGGAACCGCUUCCUGCUGAACAGCGUGCAAGUCCAGUUCUCCAACGCGCUCCUCGCCAUCUGCGUCUAUGUCGUUGUGAUCUGGGGCGGGCUCAAGACCGGCUGGAUGAACUACUUCCUGAUCACCUACUUCGACAUCCCCACGCUCGAAGCCGCACACCUCGAAACCCCGGUCAGCGUCGCAGCCAAAAUCUUCACCGCGGGUUUCGCGGCUAAGGAGUUCCUUCUUAACCCUUCGAUCGCCGCGCAGGUGCAGCCUGGUCAGGCGACGCCGGUGGCCAACUUCGAUGCGAGUACCGCGGAUCUGCAGGCUACGCUGAAGCACAACUUUUGGUACUUUGGUCGCCGCACCAGGACACUCAUUCAGCAGACGUGGAUUUUGAGCUUCUUCCUGGUUGCUAAUACAGUGCAGCGCUGCAUGACGCUCAACGGUGCUGAGUUCAACGGCGCUGCGGGUUACGCUGGUAUCUGGGCUGUCGCGAACGUCAUCAUCGCCACGUGGUACGCAUGGGUUGGUGACACCAGCACUGACUACGUUGUCAACUAAGCGACGUCGAUUUUUGGAGAUACACGGAUAGAAGAAGAGAAGAGAGGAAAGAGGAGAGAGAAGAGGCAGACAGCAGUGGACUUGCUUGUCAGGCAAUAGGACGGCAUUGGCGACAUGGCCGAUUGUAAGGCGCAGAGCGCAAGCGGAACCGCACUUUUUCGUAUUGCUCUGUAACGGCUCGAGCUGGUGCGCAAUUGUAGGAGGACAGGUGGAUACCAUUUCCUUGUAUAUCAUUCCCAUAGUUCAAUCCACAUGUUCACAAAC
This is a messenger RNA of Macroventuria anomochaeta, 1369 nucleotides long. RefSeq lists its product as uncharacterized. Lineage: Eukaryota; Fungi; Ascomycota; Dothideomycetes; Pleosporales; Didymellaceae. Bases 98 to 1105 code for a protein of 335 amino acids. The transcript has 2 exons. The record is from RefSeq and is a predicted model, not a curated record.